Messenger RNA from Mytilinidion resinicola, 894 nucleotides. Its product is annotated as NAD(P)-binding protein. Gene Ontology annotation, cellular component: peroxisome. Lineage: Eukaryota; Fungi; Ascomycota; Dothideomycetes; Mytilinidiales; Mytilinidiaceae. The transcript is spliced from 4 exons. The record is from RefSeq and is a predicted model, not a curated record. Bases 1 to 894 code for a protein of 297 amino acids. Gene Ontology annotation, biological process: phytol metabolic process. Gene Ontology annotation, molecular function: trans-2-enoyl-CoA reductase (NADPH) activity.
AUGAACUCGGAGCACUUCUCGCCGUACAGGGCUGAUGGAAAACUUUAUGGGUUUGUUUGUGUAGUCACAGGCGCAACGCAACCAGUUGGAAAGGCAAUCGUCACUGAGCUUGCAGCACACGGUGCCGCCUGCAUCUACGCCUGCUCUUCAACUCCCGACGAACCAUACGCUCAAUUGGCAGCAGAAGUGAAUAAGGCAUACCCGAAUACAAAGGUCAUUGGAUACCCAUAUAAGAUCACCAGCGAAGAGAAUACACUGGGCUUGAUCGACGAUGUGCUGAACUCCUGGGGACGGCUCGACGUAUGGGUUACAUCCUCUGGUCUUCUGGGCCCUCCUUCUAUCGCCGAGACCUCCCCAUCAGACCUCCGAAAAUGCUUUGAAGCAAACUCCAUGGCCCCCUUCUUCGCCCUCAAAUAUGCGCCUCCGGCAAUGGCCAAGACAACUCCGAAGGGCAGCUAUCCCAACGCUGCACCUAAGGACCAAGCGUACGGCAGCAUCAUAGUAGUUGGCUCUGUUGCAAGCACAUACGGCGGUUGUUGGGGGCCAUGCUUCACCAUGUCCUCUCACGCCGCUUUGGGGGUUGUACGGGCUGGUGUUUCGGUGCUGAAGGGAAGCGGCAUACGGAUAAAUUGUAUCUCGCCUGGUCAGAUUGAUAUUGGCGUUGAUCUUAAGGGAUUCGAUAUGCGUGGCAUGAGCUCUCAGCUGCCACCGUCGAGCUUACAGGGUCCCGAAGCGCAGAAGGCUAUUGUAGGACUUGAACGCGCGGGUCUUCCACAAGAGGUGGGAAGGGUGGCUGGGUUCUUGGCUAGUGGCUUCAGUAGUUAUAUCACCGGGGCAAAUCUGGUGGUUGAUGGAGGAGCAAGUGUCAUGAAUCCGUUGACUGUCCCGAUCUAG